GUUGCCUAUAUCAAGCAUGCGCUCGUCCUGUCAUUGUGCUAAAAAGUUUUUUACUUGUUGGCGCAUGGAAGCCUUCUUGUAGAGAGAGAAUCUCGUCGGACCGGCUACUCUAGGCAGCAGAUCUGUUUGUCAGGUUACCUACCUGGCAAGUAGUCUGCUAGACCGCUUCUGUCUAUAAGGACUUGGAUUUCGCAAGUAUGGAAUCGUCAAGUGUGCUUGAGCCCUCAGUUGAGCCAACUGGGAGCCCUGCUCCCAGCUAUGCCGAGGCAUUUCCACCAUUGGACACUGGUGCUACUGGUACUGCUGCACCAGGAAAAGCAUGGGUUCCUGGCAAAACCUUGCGACCUUCGACCGUCACUCAGGUAUUCACCAUUCCCCAAGUUGAACAACGUUACCGUGACUUUGACCUUGGCGAGCACUCUGAGCUCAUGAGGCGUGUCCGUUCUCUGAUGGCUAGGACUGGUGCUGAAGUUGAACUGAGCAAGAGCAAGGACCAAAGCCUCCAUGUUGUUGUCUCAGGAAAGCGCGAUCUCGUAUUGGAAACCCGUCGCCAGCUUCUUGCUGCCCUUCAAACCCAGGCUAAUCUCGACAUGAAAAUCCCACGUGACCACCACAAGUACAUCCUCGGCAAGGGUGGCCAGAAAUUGAAGGAUCUCGAGAAAAACACCGCCACUCGCAUUCUGAUUCCACGCACCGAAGACACGUCUGAUGUUAUCAAGAUCACCGGCACAAAGGAGAACAUUGACAAGGCCAGGCACUACAUUCAGUCGAUUUCAGAUGAGCAGGCUAAACUUGGAUUCGAGCGCUUGAACAUCCCAAAAAAUUUCCAUCCAUUCAUCACCGCUAAAUCUCAGGAAUUGCGUGAAAAGUACAGCGUGCGCAUCAACAUACCACCACCUUCAGUGCAGAGCGAUGACAUCACCAUUGCAGGCGAUCGUGAUGGAGUCACUCAUGUUACUGACGAGAUCAACCAAAUCUACGAAACCAAGAAACGAACAACGACGACCAUAUCUAUUCAAGUUGGGAAAUCCCAACACAAGUACAUCAUUGGCCCCAAAGGUCACACUCUGCAAGAAAUUCUCAAGGAGACUGGCGUAUCUGUGGAGAUGCCCCCACAGGACAGCACCACGGAGACAGUCACGCUGCGCGGCGAGCGAGACCACAUCGGCAAGGCUUUGGUUGUUGUAUACGAAAAGGCAAGCAGUGUACUGGUAACUGAGGUCAAGGCCCCUGCCUGGCUGCACCGUUUCAUCAUUGGACGGCAGGGUCAGAACAUCAGCAAGAUCACACAAGAUCUACCCAAGGUGCACGUUGAGUUCAACGCCGAAAAGGAACUCAUCAUUGUUGAGGGCCCGCCAAAUGAGGUCGAGAAGGCACGCGACCAACUACAAGCCUUCACCGAACAGCUGAUUCGGACAAUGGAUCAUGACAGUGUCAAGAUCCCGCAGAAGUUCCACCGUCACAUCAUUGGCAAAAGCGGCGCUACCAUCAGCAAGCUCAAGACGCAAACCGGAACGCUUAUCACUAUUCCGUCGGAUGAUGCCAAUAGCGAUGUCAUUCGCAUCGAAGGUAGCCCGGAGGGUGUUGCCAAGGCCAAGGAGGCACUCCUGGAUCUUUCUAACCGCAUGGAAAAUGAGAAGAGCGAGUCGGUACGUGUUGAGCAGCGCUUCCACUCCCUCAUCAUCGGCAGUGGUGGUGAGAAAAUCAAGCAGCUACGGGAUACUUGCAAUGGUGUCCAGGUUGUAUUCCCCGAACAAGGUCGUAAAUCUGACUUUGUUGAGGUCCGUGGACCGAAGGCUGAUGUAGCUCGUGCAGUUCAGAUGCUGAAGAAGAGCAAUGAGGAUCUCAUUGCCGAGAACUAUACCAUCACAGUUCCCGUUUUCAAGAAGUUCCACAAGAACGUCAUUGGCCGCGGUGGUGCCAUGAUCCGCAAGAUCCGUGAUGAGACUGGUUGUCGCAUCGAACUUCCCAAGAACGAUGCCGACAGUGAUGUAAUCACUGUCAUUGGUCGCAAGGAUGCUGUUGAUAAGGCCAAGAAGGCCAUUUUGGCUAUCCAAGACGAGCAGGGCAGCAUGGUGACCGUGGAGCUCGACAUCCCGCAAAAAUACCACAUUGCAAUUAUUGGACGCAAGGGCAAGCUUUUGGCUCAGAUUCAGGAAGAGUGUGGCGGUGUUUCAAUCAAGUUCCCUGCGGCUAAGGCCCAGAGCAGCAAGGUUGUAAUUCGUGGUCCAGCUGAUGAGGUUGAGCGAGCUAAGGGCCAGAUUAAUGAGCUGGCAAAUGAGCGUGCUCUGAACAGUCACACCGAGGAAGUGCGUGCCAAGCGGGAGUACCAUCGCUUCUUGAUUGGUCGUGGUGGUGUCACCAUGAAGCAGAUCCGCGAAACAACUGGCGCCCGUGUGCUUUUCCCAACGGAACAAGACGAGGACCCCGAGCUGAUCAGCAUUGUUGGCCGACAGGAGGGUUGUGUAGAAGCAAAGGCGAUCCUCAUGGAGAAGAUCAAGAGCUUGGAGAACACUGUCGAAGAGACCAUGAAUGUUCCCGUCAAGUACCACAGGCACUUCGUACAACAGCGUGGCCAGGUACUGCGCAGCUUAGCCGAGGAGUUUGGCGGUGUUCAGAUCAGCUUCCCACGCAGCGGUAGUGACUCCGAGAAGGUUGUCCUGAAGGGCGCCAAGGAAUGUGUUUCCAGCGCUAAGCAACGCGUUUUGGAGGUCAUGGCCGAUAUUGAUUCGCAGGUCACCGUUGAAUGCGAGAUCCCAGCUGAGCACCACCGUUCUGUCAUGGGACAGCGCGGCAGUAACGUUCAGAACAUCACCAAGGACUUUGAUGUACAGAUCAAGUUCCCUGAGCGCGUCAGUGCUGAUGCUGACCCCGAUGCAGUGAAGUCCAACAUCGUGAAAGUCACUGGCAAGAAGGAUAAUGUUGACCGGGCUUGUGAUGCUCUGAAGCAACUGGUUCCUGUGACCGAAGAGGUCAAUGUUCCCUUUGAGUAUCAUCGAUUCAUCAUUGGCAAGAAGGGUGCUGGUGUUCGCCAGCUAAUGGAACAGCACAAUGUCAACAUCACAAUUCCUCGCCUGGAGGAAUCCGUGGACCAUGUCCUGGUCAAGGGUCCAGUUGACUCAGUUGCACGUUGCCGCAUUGCGCUGGAGGAGCAGGUUACUCGCCUGGACAGCGAGAAGGAAGACAGGGAUCGCAAGGCCUUCAAGAUGGAAAUCCAUAUCGACCCCAAAUACCAUUCGAAACUGAUUGGCCGCCGUGGAACUCAGAUCAGUGGGUGGCGUGCCAAGUACGAUGUUCAAUUCAAUUUCCCCAGCAAGGACGAGCCAGAGAGCGAUCUGAUUGUCCUGCAGGGUUAUGAAGAGAACUGCAUCACGGCCAAGGAGGAGAUUGACCGUAUUGUUGGCGACUAUGAGAGCCAAGUCAGCGAGACGAUUGACGUGGAUCCUCGCUGUCACAGCCGUCUCAUCGGGCAACGUGGCCGUUCUAUCCGCAAGGUCAUGGAUGACUUUGCUGUUGAAGUGAAGUUCCCCGCGGACAAGAACAGUCCAACCAUUACCAUUACCGGUGCUCCGGACAAUGUUGAUGACUGCAAGGAGCAUCUUCUCCUUAUUGUCGAAGAACAGAUGCAAGAGAUACAGGAGCGUGAUGAGGAGCGUGCCUUGAUGAGCCAGUACACUCAGGCCCCCAGCCGCCAGAUGGAGCGCGAGAGGGCUAAUACUGGUAACUCGAGCUUUGUCGUUCGCGAUGCACCCUGGAGUGCACAGCUCGAAAAUGAGCAAGAGUUCCCGACGAUGGGUGCUGCUAGCAAAUCUUCAUCUGCUCCGUCGUGGGGACCCCGUCGACGAUAAACCGGUUUCUCGAUGCUUGCUUGAACCAGGGCUGGUUCGACUUUUCCGCUUUCUCAUUUUUUGCAUUUUGUAGCUCUUUUUAUUUCUUCAUAGCUAAUGGAGAUCAGAUCACUCGGCACACUUCCUAGAUUCUACUCCAGCUUCAUCUAUUUUUCUACCAUUUGCUCUCGCUGUCGUCCCCAAAUUAGCAGUGCUCUGAUCUCCUGAUGGACGUUCACUUCGACUGUAGUUUUGUCUAGAAGUCUUUGCUGGAUGUUUUCUAUUUUACACUAUCCUGGUUUACCUACUUUCCCUGAUCCACCGUAGAAAUUAGUGCUUAUAACUGUAUUGAUUAAAUUUACUUCGAAGUAUCUCUUUCUGUCUAUUUUCCUAGUGAUAUUGAAAUCCCUAUCCCUCCCUAGUCUUGCUGUAUCUUGUGACUGUGCUGUCCACAUAUGGCAUGUAUAUGGCAUAUCUCUUAUGGAUUCCACAUGCUCCUUGUAUUUCUUCUGGUCUGUUUGGUCCCAACAUUUUAUCUGGAUCAAUGGCGAUAUAAUUCGAAUUGUCUUGCUUUGCUGUGACAUAAGCUAUGUCGCUCCACAGCCCUCUCAAGCUGCAUCCCAAGCCCGGUGCCUUGCUCGCAUUCAAUACUCUCUUGGGAUUGAGUUGCCACUUA
Sycon ciliatum is the source of this 4503-nucleotide messenger RNA. RefSeq names its product vigilin-like. Bases 198 to 3848 code for a protein of 1216 amino acids. Gene Ontology annotation, molecular function: RNA binding. The record is from RefSeq and is a predicted model, not a curated record. Lineage: Eukaryota; Metazoa; Porifera; Calcarea; Leucosolenida; Sycettidae. The transcript has 22 exons.